AAUGGCGGACCUCUUGUAGCGGUCGAGUGUGAUUACAUGUCACACUUCAAACAUUUUCAGCGGAGUUAUUUUAUGUGUAUUUAUCUAUAAUCUAAAUCAUGUUUUCCAGUUUUGGCCUGCGGACCAUUCUGAAGUCCUCUGUGGGUGUUUUGUGUGAAAGUUCCGCUCUGUUCCCCACGGUGUCGGUCAGACCUUGGAGCUGCUGCGCUUCGGCUCUAUUAUCAGGACCUGAAGUUAGCAAAGGAGUCUUUGCAGUCCCACCACCUGUGAGACAUUAUGCCCGGGUUGCAAAGCGAAAGACGACAGGCCCAGAAAGCCAACUCAGUGAUCUUGCUCCAACAAUGCUGAAGAUGGAGUAUGCACCUGUCCCACUUGCUCAGACGACAGACGAUCUCGUCAAACGUCUUCUUUCACUGGAACUGGCAAGUCAUAAGGAAAAGCUCCAGUUGAAAAAGGAACAACUGAUUGCAAAAGUUCAAAGAGAUGAGAACGAUCGCAAUUCAGUCGAAGUACAGGUGGCUGUUUUGACCGCAAGAAUUCGAAACUAUCAGGAGCAUUUGCAAAAACACCACAAGGACAAAGCUAACAAGAGGCGCAUGCUAAUGGCCAUAGAUCGCAGGAAAAAGCUUCUAAAAAACCUCAGGCUGGUUCGUUUUGACACCUUUGAGAGAGUGUGUGAGCAGCUCGGCAUUGUCUACACCUUCCCUCCAGAAUACUACAGACGGGCAACUCGCCGCUGGCUGGCCAAGAAAGAGUUUUGUAUUAAGGUUUUCAAGGCGGUGCAGAAGCAAAAAGCAGAGCAGAAGAUGAAGCAGCAAAUAUCCACCACAGAGACAAAGGAAGCCAAGGCACCAGAAGCCCAAACAUAAUGAAACAAACUAAUCUGUACAGCUGGCUGCUCUCAAUACUUGGGGCUUAUGUUUGAUUGUUUCAUCUCAGACUUUCACGUUCCAUCUUCUGUGUUUCCAACCUAAUGUUCUUUUAUCUGUCUUACAUUGUCAGCUUUUUGGAAAUAAAAUUUCAAAGAAGUC
Poecilia latipinna (sailfin molly) is the source of this 1031-nucleotide messenger RNA. RefSeq names its product mitochondrial ribosomal protein S15 (gene mrps15). The record is from RefSeq and is a predicted model, not a curated record. Gene Ontology annotation, cellular component: ribosome; mitochondrial small ribosomal subunit. The transcript has 8 exons. Gene Ontology annotation, biological process: mitochondrial translation. Bases 99 to 869 code for a protein of 256 amino acids. NCBI's taxonomy places the organism in Eukaryota, Metazoa, Chordata, Actinopteri, Cyprinodontiformes, Poeciliidae. Gene Ontology annotation, molecular function: RNA binding; structural constituent of ribosome.